Molecule: messenger RNA, 1857 nt
Organism: Closterium sp. Naga37s-1
Lineage: Eukaryota; Viridiplantae; Streptophyta; Zygnematophyceae; Desmidiales; Closteriaceae
Source: the annotation of a GenBank genome assembly
AUGGCAGCCAUGACCACCGGUUUCACUGUUGCCUGCCUCACCCACCUCUCACCCACCUCUCACCCACCUCUCUCCCACCUCUCUCCCACCUCUCACCCACCUCUCUCCCACAUCUCACCCACCUCUCUCCCACAUCUCACCCACCUCUCUCCCACAUCUCACCAUCAGCUUCCAGACUGUUCCCCCUCUCCUCUCUCCCCUCACCCCCCUCUCUACUCUCCCCUCUCUCCGCUCUCCUCUCUCCUCUCUCCCCCUCUCCUUUCCCCACUUUAUCAUCCCGUGUCUUCGGCCGUGCCCGCUGCCCCAAGUUCCCCGUGUCUCUCGUGGCACAAGCAACGGGUGGGUGGAGUGAGGAUAGCAGCAUUGGCACCAGCAGCAGCAGUGGAGGGCACCAGCAGCAGCAGUGGAGGGCAGAGGUACAAGGCAGUGAGUCCUCUUGAUGCGCGCCAGGUGUGGUUCGUUGUGAGGCGCGGCAACGACGAGCUUUCUACCGACUUCCAGAAAGAGGUGGCCACGCUUUGGUCCAUCCGCCAUACCAACCUGCAGCGACUGCUGGGGUAUUGCUGGGAGAAGCGUGACAGUGCCCUUGGCCCUGACUCACCUGCUGCUUCUGUUGCUGAUGCUGCUUCUUCUGAUGCUGCUGCUGCUGCUGCUGCUGCUGCUGCUGCUGCUGCUGCUGCUGCUCCUGCUCCUGCUGCUGAUAGUGCUAAGAAUGCUAGUGCUGAUAGUGCUAAGAGUGCUACCGUUGAUAGUGUUGAGAGUGCUAGUGCUAAUACUGCUGCGGCUGCUGCUCCUGGCAGUCAUGCGGUGGAGCAAGCAGAGGAGCAGGUGCUAGUGUUUGAGUGGGUGCCAGGAGGCAAUCUGCACAGCCGCCUCGUUGCAGGUGCGUCCACUCGUGCCCCCCCUGCUCUCUCCUUACUCUCUCCAUGCCUGUCCCUCCUUCCAUGCCUCUGCCUCUCUGCUUGCUUAUUGCACUCCAGCCUCUACCUGUGCUUUUCUGUUCCACUGUAUCAGACCACUCAUUCCCCACCACCUUUGUUGCUCCAUGCUCUCCCCGGUUCCUUUCAUUAUCAUUCCCCAACCUCCCUUCAUCUCUGCCAUCUUGCAAUGUUCCCUCUGCUCCCUUCUUACCCCCUCUGUUCCCCUCUGUUCCUACUGUUUCUUCUCUUCUCCUUACUCACCCCCUCUCCUCUUCCCCUCUCUCAACCCCUCUCCCGCUCCUCCCCUCUGUCCCUCUCUUAUUCCCUCUGCCCCCUCCUCCUUCGAAACACCACUUACUACCUCCUCCCUUAUGCAGAGGGCGGCACCCCUCUGUCGGUGUGGCAGUGCCUGGAUGUGACCGCGGGUGUGCUGCGAGGGCUGAAGCACAUCCAGAGCCAUGGGGUCGUGCAUGGCCGCAUACACCCGCGCAACAUUCUGCUUGACACCGCCCUGCAGCCUGUCUUGGCUGGUUGCAUGGCCGCACAGCACAUGGUAUCGCGCAACAUCACGGCCAACCUGCGCGCGGCCCACCUGCCCUCAGCACCCGACGCCAUCGUGCUGCCCAUGGUGCGCCUCGCCCUCUCCUGCACCGCUUCCGACCCCCUCUCCCGCCCCACUGUCACCGACCUGCUCCGCUCCAUCAAGGCUCUCAAGCGCUCCCUCUCCGCCCUCCCGCGCCCUGCCCUGCCAGGCCACACAGGGGCGAGCAGGGAUGGUGACAUGGCCAAUGCUGCAGGCAAUGGGGGGGCUGGAGAGAAGCAGGGUGAGGAGGGUGGGGAUGGGCUUUCUGGGGGUUUCAGUCUGAAUGCACUAGACCCUAAGUUAGACUGGCUUCUGGAGGAUGAAGAUAGUGGUAGGUUUGUGGUCGAUUUGUAG